AGCACCCACGAUUACACAGACUCACGAGGCGACAAUCGCGUGGUGGAUACAACCAGAGCGGCGUGGUGGCUACACGGGUCGGUUGGAGAAAAUAGGUUAAAGGCGAUUGAGAUGGUUAAAGCAACGAUUGAGGAUGGUGUGUGGGCAGGACAAGGUGAGUCUCCGUGUAGUACUACUGCAACGGCACAAAUAGGGAGCGGACUGAAUUUAAAUAAAUUAGGGCAAAUGGAGAGCUUGCCGGUACUCAUGUGCAUCGGCUCGCCGACUGAAAGCGGUGACCCCGUCGAGAAAAGGCAACGACGGACUCUUGCCGAUUCUCUACUACCAAGGCACAAAAGACGAGGUAUUGUUUACUUGCCCCGAUUUACAUUCUUCUCUCUGCAAAUGGUUUGUCGUGUGUCAAACGUGUUGUAUGUUGUUUAUUUGUGCCACAUGGUCAUGGAGAAGCUGUGA
Messenger RNA from Striga asiatica, 453 nucleotides. Lineage: Eukaryota; Viridiplantae; Streptophyta; Magnoliopsida; Lamiales; Orobanchaceae. The record is from the annotation of a GenBank genome assembly.